Molecule: messenger RNA, 10036 nt
Organism: Amyelois transitella
Lineage: Eukaryota; Metazoa; Arthropoda; Insecta; Lepidoptera; Pyralidae
Exons: 53
Coding region: 363-8000 (2545 amino acids)
Molecular function (GO): protein binding; DNA binding
Source: RefSeq, a predicted model, not a curated record
GGGCGCCGCGCGGCAUACGCGGAGCCAUCUUGCCAUCGGCCGUCGAAAAGACCGCGUCUCUGCGACAAAUCGCCAUUAAUUCGUAUUAAUUAACCACUAAAUACAAUAAAAACAAUUGGAAUAUUAGUGCUCAAAGUGUCGUGUACAGUGAUUGACUGUUUGCAAAUUGUUGACAUAACUGUGUUGUUGUUGUGUAUGUGUGCAUUCCUGCCUAGAUCUCGCAUUGGAUUGAUAAAAUGUGCUAAGUGCGGUGUAGUGUAGUGCAGUGAUAGAGCUGUGGCAGCAGUGUUCAGUGUGUGACACUAUGUGUGGAAAGGUGACGGUGACUAAGGCUGGAUGCUAGCGUCGGAAAAAGGCGUGGUAUGGAGAAGGAGAACGGGGAUGGCGAGGCAGCAGGCAAGGCGCCGCCGGACGGACUGCUAGACGCUGGACUGUUUGGAGCAUAUUGGGGCCGCGAUGGCGCCGGCGGCGGCGGGGCGGCUGCGCAGGCGCAGGCCCAGGCUCAAGCCCAGGCUGCGCUGUUCGGUUUCGGGGGGCGAUACCCUCCCCCCACCACGCUCGGGGUCGCGGCCAAUCAGGCGGCCUCGCUUGGGCUCCAUCCUGCUGCAAGUGCAGCGUGGUGGUCAAUGGCGUCCCACCUGGCUGCGCAGGAUUACCUGGCCCGGCUACAGGCCUCUGGGCUGAACUUCCCGCCGAUGGGCGACCCUUACUCGGCCUUGUCGGCUCUGUCCGCCGGUGCCCUGAAACAACCGCCGAAGCCGGGGAAACAACCUAGUAGGAAUGAAAGGUCAGGCCGCAGCAGCACAUCUUCCAGUACUUCCACCAAGGAUAAAAGCCCUUCCACCAGCUCAGCGCAGAAUAUGAGUGAGUGGGGAUCAUCAUACGGCUUCCCGAAGACAUCUUCCCCGUCCAGCAUGCAUUCCCAGUCGCUAUCUACACUGGCAUCCCUCAACAGCUUAGUGUCAGCCCCGCACCAGUCAAAGUCUGCUAAGCAGCAACCACUACCUUCUCAGAACCGAAAGUCAUCAUCAUCGUCAUCAGCCGCGGGCGCGGGCUCCAAGAGCAAGGAGCGCGAGCUGGCGCUGCUGCGCGGGGACCUCAUGCUGGCGCAGGCGGCCGCGCACGGCGCCUACCACGCCGCCGUGGCCGCCGCCAAGGGGAAGAACAUGUCGCCCUUAUACCCGUUCGGGAUGCCCGGCUCGGAGAAAGACCGUCACGCCGGCAUCGACUCUCUGACGGGACUGCCGCAUACUAUUCUCAGUGACCCCGCGUCAGUGCUGGGCGGAGUUCGGCUACCGCCGGACACUGAGAUCAUCAAGUACACGUCAUCUUUGGCGGGGCCCAAGGCGCCGCCCGGGAGCACCACGCGCGGCCGCAAGAAGACCAUCUCGCUGGACCCGCCGCACGUGUCCGUGCACCCCGCCGACGCCGCCCUGCCCUCCAAGCGGCAGAGAGUGGAGGACCCGUCCCGGUCGUCAGUGGAAGUGAUCCGGCUACCUUCUAGAGACAGGUCGCAUUCGCUGUCCACGUCGCCUAACCUCGCGGAUUAUGCAGGCAUAUCCCGCGAAUUGCUUCAAACAAUCGCUAGUCAGAGUGGAGUGAGCCUCGCCGCGCUCGAGCGGCAGCUAGCGGGCUCUACCGCCGCCGCAGAUGCCGGCUUAAAUCUAAGCACUAAAGCUAAUUCAAGUUCAGAAGACGCCCCAUUGGACCUCGGCACUAAAACGUCACAAGAUGAAGACGCCCCUCUCAAUCUAUCACUCAAACCUACGCCAGCGAGUUCACAAGCAUCAGAUGCGUUGUCCAGACUAACAUCACUAAGCAGUUCACUCAGCGCGUCAAACAACGACAGGAUAUCGCGUCGCAAGCCGGGCGCGAAGCCCCGUCGCGUUGCGCCGGAGUUGAACACGCAGGUGGCCGACUCGCCGAGGCCCAAGUCCAGUGGCAGCGAGGAUAGUGAAUCGGUUCCAGCGUGGCCGAAUCGUGAAGGCCGACCACGGAACCUGGGGCGCGGGGUCAGCAAGCCCAAGAAGAACACUGUGGCGUCUCUCCUUGCGCAGUCCAGAGCCCUAGGACUUCGCCCCGCGUUAGCACAGCAGUUACUUGGAGAAUGUGAUUUGGAGAAACUGAAGGCGUUACUCGGAGAAUCUGCCAGCACGGACUCGGAGUGCCCGUCUGACAGCCCCUCGGACUCGGACACCAGCGAGCCGCGGCUCACCGACGCUCAGCUGAGGCUGCCUCUCGCCUUAGGCUGGAAGCGAGUGACCGUCAUUAAGGGUCUCUCGAGGAACUGCAGCAUUCGCGGUGACGUGACGUACACCCCACCAGAGCAGUCCUCGCCGAAUCUCAAGAGCACACAGGAAGUGGUUGCGUACUUGGAAUCGAACCCGUGCCCGCCGCUGACGGCGGACAACUUCAAUUUCAAUUCUCGCACCGUACUGGGCGAGUACAUACAGCCGGCCAACGGAACGGAGUUGACAGAGCCUACUUUGUUCAACGAGGCUGAAAUCACUAAGAGACUGGAAGAAGCCCGAGCACUAGCCGCCCUGAGCGGCUCCCGUCCGACGCCGCCGCCCGUGGAUAGACGCAUAGAACUCGCUAGAAGACAACAGGCCGCGCGCGACGCUAGACGCGACCACUCGCAGCGGGCCCGCGACCAGGCCCGACUAGUGAGGGAGAUAGAACGAACGGAGAAGGCUGAAAUGGUCAAGCGUGAAAAGGAAGCGAGAAGCGCGCAAUUACUCGAGCACAUCAACAGGAGUAGAUCGCAGCUAACCAUCGAACCGGUUAAAACUGGGAAUGAGUGGAAAGUACCGGAUUUGGUGAUGGGCCCGGCCAAAACCAGUAAAGAGCGAAUUAUGCCGCCUAUUAGCUUAUCUUUGAUACCAGUUGGCAGCGCGAAAGACACGCAAAACUCGCCGAUCAAAACAAACUACGAGCAUUUCAAAGACGAAUACAACGCACUAGAUAAAAUGAAAGAUUUCGCUGAGAAAGCAGCUUUUGAUCUACCGAAAAACAAAGAUAAAUACUUAGACUUUUCUUUAUUGAAAAGCAAUAAUAAAACCAGACCGGAGAAAGAGAAUAAUCUGGAAAAACUGGUCGAAUCUUAUUCGAGGAUCACUGAGUUCAUAAACGGCUGUGAUUGGUCCAAAGACAAAAAGAGUGAGGACCCUAAAUCUUUGGAGCAGAAAUAUUUAGAUGCGAAAAACGAAUUUAUGUCGCAAAAUUUGAGUCUUAUGCCCAAAGAUAAUGCUAAAUCUGUGUUGAAAGACGUCAUAGAUUUAAGCGAAGACGAUGACAUACUGACAGAUAUAAUAACUAAAAAAAUUAAAGGAACUUUUAAUGUCGGGAAAGAUGGAGCGCUAUCAAUUUCGGUCCAUCCCCCCGCUAAGGAUGGUUCGGCUAAGAGGAAAAAGCAAGAGGAAGUAGAAAAGCAGAGGAUUGAGGAACACGCGAAGAGGCAACAGGAACGAGAAUUGAAGAGGCAACAAGCCAUGCUGCUUAAAGAACAGCAAAAGUACAUUACGGAGGAACGAGAAAGAAGAAGACAGCAUACGACGUUCAUCCGCCAAUUGGACUCCAGGCGGCGAUGGGAAGAAAGAGAGAGAAGAAAACACCAGAACCUUCUGGACCGACUGCUGGCUAAAGAGAAGAAGUUGCAGCAGAGGCGGAAAGAGAUGGAGUUACUUGCUGAACUCAGACGGCCACAAGAAGACUCCUCAUUGUCCGACCAGAAGCCGCUCCCGGCCCUGGAGCGCAUCCCCGGCCUCAAGUUGCCGGGGCAGGCCAUGGCGGACAUCCUGCAAGUGUUCGAGUUCAUACACAAUUUCAGUCAGACGCUAGGUUUCGAUGUUGACUCCAUCCCCACUCUGAACACGUUCCAAAUGGCAUUGUUACCGGAUUGCUGUCCCGAGGCCGAAGAGGAGCUGGUUCAAGUCUUGACGCAACUUCUCGUUUGUGCUAUCGAGGAUCCCGGUAUUCCCCACCCUGGGCGACAUACAACUCUACUAGGCCACGCUAUCCGCAUGGGCGAUAUUACUCCCGCCAAUUUGAGCGAAGUCCUGCGCAUAUACUUGUAUGCUAACGCCACGGGACAAGUGAAGGCUUUGACUGGUCUAACAGCAGAGAGAGAGCGAGAAAGAAGAGUGGCAGACCACCACCAGACGGAGGUGGAGAUGCAAUCCACGUGCGCGAGCAGCAAGAACGCGGCCUACUACGAGCAACUGCGGAGCAACCCCGUCUAUAGGCUCAGCGAAUCUCUUCGCGACAAGCCGUUCCUAGCAUUGAACGCGACUACCAAAGCCAAGAUAUUAGCUUUCCUGUGCGACGAGUUGCUACAAAAUAAAGCUGUUUUGAGGCAGAUAGACGGGUCUUUGGACCACCUCAACCAACUGAAGAAGGAAAGAUAUUUGAUGGACAUGAAGAUAAGAAAAGUCCGUGUAAUGCACCAGAGGAAACUCCGCGCGGAACAGACGGAGAAACAACAAGCUCUAGCAUUAGAGAGAAUGCAGCGGCUUGUUGAAGAGAGUGCGGCCAAUUUGAGGGGAUCACCACAUGAAGAAGACAUUCCACCUCAAGACAAAGAAACGCCCAAAAAAGAUACUCCAUCGCCACAAGGAGAAACAGAUGAGAAACCGCCUUCACCUUUCAAAGACCAGCCCGAAGAGAGCGACAAGGAACUAUCGCCCUUAAAGGAUCUCUCGAAUAGUAUGAAAAAUAAGAACAUGCUGAAUAACAAUAAGGACGAAUGUUCACCGGCGGAUAAUAAGUUGGAUAAAGAUAGUGUGAUGGGAGAUUGUGACGCGAUAUUGAGCGAUUUGGAAAGUGAAGGGACUCAGCCGGAAGAGGACGAAGACAAAAACCUAUCGUCAGAGGAGCUGGGGCGAAAACUGGAGAAGUUGCUGCGACAGUCGGAGCAACAGUUGCAGCAACUGACCGCCGGGUCGCAUUCCCUCAGGGCGACGUGUUACGGACAAGACAGAUACUGGCGGCGGUACUGGUCCCUGGGCAAGGCGGGCGGCAUCUUCGUGGAGGGCAUGGAGUCCGCGCAGCCCGAGAUCGUGGCGUACCACGAGAGCCUCGAGCACAGCGCCUUGCUGAAGGUGGAGAACGGGGGGAAGAAGAGGCAGGCACCUCGAGAGAGAAAAGACUCCCAAACGGAACCACAACAGGACUCGGACUCAGAAGCACAGAAGAAGGAAGCUUUGAAGAGCGAAAUGGAGCUUAAGAGUAUAAAAUCUGAGCUUAAUUUGAGCGAUCACACGCAGAUCAUCAAGUAUGAGCCUAACCACGGAAACUGCAAAAACGAAGGUUCAUCAAUAAAAAUGGAAGAGAAAUACAUCCAGCAGAAACAGAACAACGAAGAAGAGGACAUGCUUGACAUCGAAGACUCUAUACCCACCGCGUUCUUAGUCCAAAAACCCACCCACAAGCCCAUGUUCGCGACCCAGGCGGAGCCCGUGGACAAGCCGCAAGAGAUCGUCAAAGUCGAAAACGUAGUCAAAAACGAAGAAGAUAAAGAAGAAGAAGAAAACAAAGACCAACUAGUCAACAAUUUAGAAGAACUAAGGAAAUUAGCGGAAGCGGUUUCCUCACAGCUCGACGCGGCCAAAAAAGCCGAAGCUGAAAUUAAAGAAGAGAAAGACACUAAAGAAGUUAAAAAAGAAGUAAUGGAAACUGACGAGGCGCACAAUCAUUUGUACGCAAAAAUGAUUGAGGGCAAAUGGUUCUCUAUUCUGAGGCACGAAAGUUCAUUUUUGAGUAACAUCAAUGAUAAAAUAGAUAUACCCGAAUAUUGCGACAACGAACAUACUUGUUCGGAAGUAGUCGUAUGUCAAGGCCACAAAUGGGAUGUGUCCAACAAUCUGCACUUGUUGAACGACCCGAGUUUGUUCACUCUGAACAGUAUGGUGACGAGUGUACAAGUGCCCUCGAAUAGUGUGUAUCACGACUCGAGUUUGACGAUGUCUGGCUUGGACCAGGUUAUGAUGGACGCUAGCAUGAAUAGAGACGAGAAUCAGGAUGAGGAAGUUGGGGAAGAGACUAAGGAGCAGGAGCAAGAGAACGAUCUAGAGAAAGAACUGCAGGCGGACAUGUUGAAACACGACACGGCGCUGCAGAAGGCGAAGGCGGCCAGCCUCACCAGCCUCGGGCUGCUCAACUUCAACGCGCUGUCCACCUACGUCACGUGCGACAGCCCGCCGCCCAUCCCGAUGUCGCCCGAGGAACUCCAGCAGUUAGAGAAGUGCAAGUUGCAAGGUUUGCCCAGGAAAGUGGAGGGGAGCCACGUGGACAGGGAACAUCGGCACGGCUGGUGGCGUAUCACCCAGCCGGAAGAGGUGAAACAACUGAUGUCCGCGCUACACACCCGCGGCGUCCGCGAGAGGGAGCUACAUGCGGCACUUUCGCAACUACCCACUGUUAACAAUAAGAUUUACAUAGAGAAAGGCGACACGGCCAGCACGGAGCUGACGGUGUCGCACUUGGACCGCGCGGUCGCACAAAAUGGCGGCUUCCCGCGGCCCGACUCGCCCAACUCUUAUUCUGCCAGUGCGGCGCAACGCGCUGAUAUGCAGCUUUUGAAGACUGUGGAGCAACUAGAAGAGCGGGUAUUCGACGCGUGGAUGCAAGUGAAAGGCUGGCGUCCACAACGCAACGCUCCCGAAGACGGCCGCUCCAUAGUGUCGCGGGCGAAGCAGAAGCUCGCUGCGCUAGAAGCACAUAUCGAGAGGAGAUAUCUCAAACCGCCUUUGGUACAAAGGUAUGCUAGUACCGCGGAGGCCACACUGAACGCGUUGCAACAAGGCGAGCACGGGAAUUCCGCUUCUUCACCGCAAAACGCCGACGGACAGAGUGAACCCAAAGAGACGAAGGGCAUCGCCCGCGGGCUGGCGACGUGGCGCGAGGCUCUGUCCCGCUGCCGCACGUCCGCGCAGCUCGCCAUGCUGCUGCACGCGCUCGAGGCGCACGUCGCCUGGGACAAGAGCAUCAUGAAGGCGAACUGCCAAUUCUGCCAACGCGGCGACGAUGAAGAGCAGUUGUUACUUUGCGACGGCUGCGAUAAGGGGUACCACUUGUACUGCUUCAAACCCAGGAUGGACAAAAUACCCGAAGGCGAUUGGUACUGCUGGGAGUGCGUGAACAAGGCGCGCGGCGAGCGCGUGUGCAUCGUGUGCGGCGGCGCGUGCGCGGGGAAGACCAUCCCCUGUGCGCUGUGCCACCGCGCCUACCACCAGGACUGCCACUACCCGCCGCUGGGGAAGAACCCCCGUGGCAAAUGGUACUGCUCUCAGUGCAUAUCUCGUGCGCCGCCCAAGAAGCCGCGGAACACUAAGAAACGGGAGAGCAAGCACAAAGACAACAGUAUGGACGUCGACCAGAAUAUGGUGCCCAGCCCGGCGCCCUCUCACGCGUCCACGUCGACGACGGCGGAGGAGGGCCCCGCGAGCGCGCUGCACACGCCCGAGAAGCCCGACGAGCGCGCCGACGACGAGAACGGGCUCGACCACCCCGCCGCCCCGCCCCCCGACUUCUCCACGGAGGAGCCGCCGGAGAAGCGCCGCGCGCUCUACGUCGGCGGGAACGGCGCCUUGCAACACGAGGACGAACGGAUGGACGGCGAGGAUCCAGACACCGAAAAUGUACCUUUACUAUCACGAGCGAAGAAGGACAAGAAUUCAGCGAAGAAAGUGCUGCAGAAAGAAAUGCAGAUAUGCAAGAACUUACUCUGCGAAAUGGAGUGCCACGAACACGCUUGGCCGUUCCUCAUCCCCGUGAACACGAAGCAGUUCCCGCAGUACAAGAAGGUUAUAAAGUGCCCCAUGGAUCUGUCUACCAUCAAGAGGAAACUGCAGGAAAGCAAUUACAAAUGCAAAGAGGAGUUCGCGUCUGACGUUCGCCUGGUAUUCAGCAAUUGUGAAGUCUUUAACGACGACGAUAGUCCCGUGGGAAGAGCCGGGCACACCAUGAGGCAGUUCUUCGAGGAGCGGUGGGCGCAGCAGUGAACUGACGGAACGGACUGACGGGACUGAUGCAAGUUUGAUGGGAGACGGAAAGGUUUGGAGCUGUUUGAUGGAAGAUUUACGGGUUCGAUGGUGAAUUGAUGGGUUAUAGACGUUGUGAGUGGUGAAUAUAUUCUGACAGGAUCGCCCUGUAAUACACGAUACGAUUUCUAUGUAAAUUUGGUCUCUCAUAAAACACCUUUUUAUGAAGGAUUACUUAGGUACCUUAUUGUAUAAAUAAAACAAUUCAUUGUUAAAUAAAUAUUUUGGCAAUCUUGGAUAACUUCUUGGACAUGAGGAAAGUUACUAUGAUAUUUAUUAUGUUUAAUUUUAUGGUAUAUGUUUCAUUGACCUUCGAAAAUUAUAAGUAGACAUUUUCAUUAAAAAUCCGUUCAUGAUAUAAAAAAAUGUGAUCUAUGUCAAAAUUGAAUUAAUAUGGUAGCUAACUAGUCAACCGCUGAACAUUUUUAUUUAUUAAUUUAAGUGCGAAUAAAAUAUAUCUGCAUGCAAAUCUAUCGUAAAAUAGACCUUAUUACAAAUCAAUAAAGGUCAAAUUACAUUGUAAUUCAAAGAAUUCUUUUAUCUUUUGAAAUUAUAAAAUGAAAAAGAUUUAAAUAUUUAACUGGCAAUAUUUCACAUGACAAAGAAUGAUUUAUGAACCUAGACUGAAGAUUGUACAAUGAAAAUAUAACUAUCUCUUUCACAUUAAAUGUUGUUUGAAAGAGAUAGGUAUAUCUUUUUAUAUUGAUUUGGUGUUGUGAUAUACUAAGUGGCUAGUUGUGAAAAAGUGCUUGGAUCUAGUAUAUACUUGGAUAAUACAAUUUUUGUUGGAAUUCCGAUUUCACGCUUAUUAAUUUAUUAAGUUUAUUAUUUCGCCGUCUUAUUAACAAUUAAACUACGUACUAAUAAGAUAACCAGAUUUCUCUUUUUAAACUUUAACAUUACAGACCUGCUGAAAGUCCCAGCUACAUUUUUUUAAACCAGUGCACUCUAUGUAUUCCUUAUUCAAAGUAUUUUAUACAUUCCAAUUUUGGAUUUACCGCCUCCCGGGCGACGCAUCGGAUGUGAAAAUAUAAUGUAAAAAAGAUCGAAUCUCAUCUUCGGGCAUCUUUUUGUAUGAAAAUGUGAGCGCACACAAAUGGACAUGUAUUAAAUGUUAGGCUGUAUAUAAUUAGUUCUAGUACAGUUUAAAAAAAAGUAUUAGGAAUCUAUUCUAAGCAUAGAAAUAGUAGAUAUAUGUCGAUUUCGAAUAUUAUUUUUAUAAUAAUUUGCGUGUAGCAACGAAACAGUAUUUUUUAAAAAAUAACGGUCGAUUACUCCUCGCGUUUAUUUGAAAUUCGAAUUUGGUGGCCAGUUUUUAGUCGGUAUUGUACAUUUAAUUGGGUGUGUAAAGCAAAUUAGACGCGAGAUCAUUGUAGUUAUUAUAGUGAGAGGUAGGCAGGCCUUUUGGAUAAUGAUCUGAAUCGGCCUUAGGAUAAUGAGCACAGUACUUGACUGUGACUAAAUAUAUUUUGAAUAGGCUUCUCUCGACUGCGUUCGGUUAAGAACGGAGAUACAAAUCCUGUAUAUUUCUUUAUACCAUGUUGGUAUAUACCCCAAAUUUAUUUUACCCCUUUGGGAAACGCCUAUCCAUCUGUGUAUUUUAAUUAUUAUAAUAUAUAAAAUAAUAUAACUGGGCUCUUGCUAAUGAGAUAGUUCUUCGUUUAUAUUUGAUUCGUUUUUUUUUUAUUGAUAUUAAUAUUUAAUUUUUUUAAUUGCUGAAAUUUUAUUAACGUUACAUAGAAAUGUUGAUAUUUCUGCAUGCAUUGAAUGCAGAUAAAAUUUUUGUAAUUGAAGUAAAUAUCAAUGAAAGAAUUAUAAUUCGCUGGCAUUUUAUAUUUUUAAUAAUUACAUAAACAUUUUAUUAGCAAGAGCCGUCAUAGGAGAUGUCAUGACUUAGUCGACAUAGUUUUGGAAAAUUGUAAAUUAAUAAUGAAUGGUGGCGAAUGUCUGAACAUCUGAUUACCUUUGCGCAUAAAUAAAAAAAACACAAAUCAGAA